AGUGCUUCAGUGUUAGAGAAUGAGAACCUGUGCUACAGCACAGGAUUGUAGGUCAGAACGGGCCUCAGGAGUCACCCAGGCCAAACUCCCCUCCAAACUCCAAGGAGAGUGUCCAGGGCUUUGGUCUCCCCCUCUCAAAAUGUUCUGAGAAAAAUAAAAGAUCAGUAACUGAAAAAAAGCAGAGAAAAAAAGAUUAAGGAGCCUGGAAGAGAAUGAGAAGAGAAAAUGCAACACAGACAUUGACUUCUCCCCACUGCUCAGCUUUGGGUUCCCCCUGAAAACACUUGACAGAAACAAAGUUCGUGCAAUUCCAGAGACAUGCCAGUGUCUUGUUUCCCUGUUCUAGCACAGGGAAUGGAAGCAGACAAGUUGUGGGAGCAGCUUUGAGUUUUGUCAGUCUGAAACCACUGAAACUAGCAAGGUAGUGCAGUUCAUUCAUCAUCAGGUGGUCUCAUUGAGAACGGGCUUUAAAGCGUUUUAUUCUGUCCUGCCAUACGAACGGCAACGCUUGUUCUCACUGCGCUAAAGAAUGGAAAGGAAACAAACACAAGGGCAGAAUCUCCUCGAUGCUACGUGCGAUUCAGGGCAAAGCUGCCAACGGGAUUUGGAGGGGUCUGUCCUGCCGCUCCAGAGGGGACAAUCCCGAGGUUUUCCAGGAGCCCACAGCUCCAGGUGCUGGAGCCGCUGAAACCUUUUAGGUGCCUUAAAGUGCGAACACGAAGUAGCCUCACGCUAUUGCCCGGCUCUGCCCGUGCUGGCGGCGGGGCCGCGCCGUGACCCAGUUUCCCAGCGGCCCGGAACGCCCGGGGAUAACCCGGGAGGGGGCUCGGGGGCCGGCGGACAAGGCCCGGCCGCCGCCCGCCGGAGGACAGCCCCGCGGCGGAGCCGGCGGCGGGCCCGGGCGGGCUCGGGCGCUGCGGGACCGCGGGGCAGGUGCGGGUCGGGCCGGCUCGGUCCCCAAACGAAACAACCGCGGCCCCCGAACAACCGCGGCCCCCGAACAACCCCGGCCCUGCGCCCGCCGGCGGGGCGGGACGGACCCUCCGGGGCGCGGGCGCGGCCCAAUGGCGAGCCGGCCCCGCGCCGCCACAGCCAAUGGGCGCGGCGGCAGCGCGCACGUGACCGGGCGCGCGGCCGCCCGUCAGCGGGCGCUAUAUAUCGGGGCGGGGGCGCGGGCGGCGGCGGCCGCGGGGGCUCGGCGGGUCCGGCCGCCGCUCCCGCCCCGCCCGCGCCGCGCCGGGGCCGCCGGUCAGCGGCGGGAGCUGCCGGACCGUCCGCACCGCCGCCAACUUUGGGGAGAGCGAGCCCAGCGCGGAGCUGAAGCCGGGAGCGCCCCGCCAGCUCCUACUCCAAAUGAUGGCAAGAAAAAGGUUAUUGAGGUCCUUCUGAACAGCAGUUGUGCCUUCCAAAGUAUCAACCUGGUGUCAUCUGCAAAUCUGAGGAGUUUGUCCAUCCCACCACCCGGAUGGUUGAUGAAAUUGCUCAGUAGUAUUGGCCCCACCACUGAUUCCCAAGGACAAUCACAGCAUGAUGGCCACCAGUUAGUGCUUGAACUCGACUGCCAGCCUUUGAACAAAACAGCCCAGGUUUUCACCCAAACUGCCUGCAAGGAUGACAUGGGAGACUGCAUCAGAAGCCUUGCCUAAUACUGAGGUUAAUGACAAAAUUACACUCUCCUCAUCCAUGGAUCCAGUCAUUUCAUCACAGAAGGAAUGAGGCUGGUCAGGCAUGAUCUCUCCCAUUGGUAAACCCACAGUGAAUGUUCCCAAUUACCUUCCUGUCCUUCAAGUGCCUGGAAAUGCCUUCUGGGAGGAUUUGCUCCAUACCCUUCCCACUGAGGGACUGAGACAAGGCAGUUCCCCAGAGCAGCUAUUACUCAGCAGAGCCGAGUUAAAGGUGAUUCAUUAUCCCUUAUCAGCUAAAUUUUACUAUACAGAGACAUUCCUCCCCUUUCCCCUACAUUGGGUAGAGCUUGUCUCACCUCAGCACUGAAAACACACGCUGUUUGCAGAGAGGAGUGGGAAAUAAGGUCAUCUUGUGAUAAGUAUUUUUACUUAUUUUCAUUUACACGGAAAACAAUCCCAGUUCCUGCUUACAACAAAACUGAAAGGAAACCUACACAGAGCUGAAUCUUCCAUGUAUCUGCACUAUUCCUCAAUACACUGUCUACAAACAUCGUUAUUUUAAAUGCCUGUUUACAUUCCAGUAAAAUUCUGUCAGCAUGGUAUCUGAUUUAUUGAUGCCAUCAAAAGUCACAGGAUUCCUGACAUGCCUCCUGAGGCACAAAAAUCAAAGCAGAAAGGAGAUGCAUGUUGCUGUGGUAUCAGCAUUACCACAUACCUUAUGGGCUGGGUUUCCAGAAGCCCUCUGUGAUUUCUGGGACAGAGCACAGUGCACUUCUGCAAAGCUGGUGCUUCCCUGAGAGGUUCAGCAGGCUCUGCUCCUGAAAAAUGGGGUGGUGUGGAGGAAAUGCCCUCAGAGCCAGCUCGUGGUAACAGCAACACUAGGGGCAGCUCUCAGCCAGCCCAUUCCUCUAAAGGGGAUUCGUACAUAUUUGGCAUCUUAUUUAGGCUACCAAAAGGGAAAACACAGUCAAGCACCAAUGCUUGUUAGAAAAAAUAUGAUGAUGAAGAAAAAUGCCUGUCCCAAAAGAAGGUGAUCAUGUCUCUGUUUCACAUCCAGUGCCUCUCAGCAUGCAACACCCCAGCCCACAGGCACUGUCUUUGUCCCUGGGCAUGAGAUUUUUGCAUCUUCUCUGCCUGGAGGAUGUUUUGGUUUAUUAGGAUAUUGCCUACCAGGCAGCCCAGCCUACUCCAAUAUUGAAAGAUCAAUUGCAUAAUCAGUCUGUAAAUCUGGGAAAAUUCUUUAUUGACUUUCUGAUCACUGAUAAAGUGUUGGCUAACUCAAGGCAUACCACUCUGGCAAAACCCAUCUAGAGUCCACUGGAACUACCUACAUUAAAGAAACCAUAAUUGACUGAGAUUAUAGAAAAGAUGAUAUUUUUUGAAGAAUUAACAUCAACGCAGGUUAAUACUGAUCUCCUGAUAAAUAACAGCACGUUAUGAUAUAUAGAAUAUGGCAGAAAUCAUGUUGCAAAUCAGCCAGGGUUCCCAGAGGCAAGUUUGUUCUAGUUUUUGUUCUAGACCCCAACCAGUGCAGCAGGUGAGAACAGCCCUGUAACUGGACACCUGUCAGUGUGGGAACAGAGAUGGGUGUGCCUCUCCCAUCUCUGUGAGGUCUCCAUUUCCCACCUGGGAGUGGCUGUGGCUUGUGCUGAUGGCUGCAAUAACCGACCUGUCCCUGAGACUUCAGGUUUUCCUUCCAUUAUUGAUUCCAGCAUCUUGCUCGUGAAAUUCAAUGAUCAGAGCCCCACCGAGCACUUCCCUCCCAGCCCACCACCAGCAGCAUCCCGGGUUUUGUCCGAGUGAAAGGCUCACAUUAAGCAUUUGGCCUCCCAGGGACGGGGAUUACAAACGAGCAGGAAUCAAGGGAAAUUUGAUUCUUUCUCCCCACCUACCUCUCUGCCUACUGUCUUCCAUGUUUGCAAACCGUAUUAGCUCCUGCUGCUUGCAAUUCCAGAGACACUUCCCUUUCUCUUCAGGGCUCGUUCCAGCCACAUCUGCCUAUUGCUGUAAUCUCAUUUUGCAGGAUGCCACAUCUCUUAGUAGCUUUUAAUUGUGUAACACAUCUAAGCAUCUUAAAAAGCACAUCAGAAACUGUCAGAUAGACAGAAAAAUGCUGUUCAGAAGAGAAACAUCCUUCCUGACAUUUGGAUAUUUGUGGAUAUUUGUCUCCACUUGUAUUAGAAAAUUACCUUAAAUGCAGAAAAAUAUCUACGUUUUUAAAAGGAAUGCUCGUAAUCUUUUCAAUGAGAAAUUAAUUUUGGAUUGAAUUUAGUAUACACUGCUGCUCUAAAGAAAAAUCUGAGCCUUAAUUAAACUAACCAACUUAAAACUAACUUAAAUAAUACAGCAGUUCAUGUUUUGCUGAUUUCCAUGAAAAAAACAGUGCACAAUUUUGCCUUUUUAAAAAUCUAUGUUGGAAGACAUAUGAAUACAAGUUUUACAAUUUUAAAAUAAUUGUUACGUACAUUGCUACAGAAAAUCUAUUUGUAUUCUUCCUUUUGAAGCUGCUCAGCGCUGAUGCUCCACAGAUGGUCGUGUUCUGCUUGGGCAGUGGUGAGUGAGGCUGGUCCCCCUGCAGCCCACCCAGCCACAGACCAUGGCCACGCCUGAAACAUCUCACUCUCCUCAGGAAAAAAUCAUCCCAGCACCAUCCACUGUCCACUGGGCUAAAGGACAUGACAAAGGCUGUGGCACUGCUAUUUAUUUUGCCGUGAUUAUGGCGUUUCUUAUGUAGCAACUAUUGCAGAGGUUUUCGUAGAAAAUAAAAAAGCUAUA
Molecule: messenger RNA, 4400 nt
Organism: Poecile atricapillus (Black-capped chickadee)
Lineage: Eukaryota; Metazoa; Chordata; Aves; Passeriformes; Paridae
Product: WAS/WASL-interacting protein family member 1-like
Exons: 3
Coding region: 1065-1646 (193 amino acids)
Source: RefSeq, a predicted model, not a curated record